Molecule: messenger RNA, 1241 nt
Organism: Rana temporaria (common frog)
Lineage: Eukaryota; Metazoa; Chordata; Amphibia; Anura; Ranidae
Gene: FANCF
Product: FA complementation group F
Exons: 2
Coding region: 156-1193 (345 amino acids)
Biological process (GO): interstrand cross-link repair
Cellular component (GO): Fanconi anaemia nuclear complex
Source: RefSeq, a predicted model, not a curated record
UGAGGGCAACUGUCCUGUUGACUGGGCAAUCUAUGCUGUGAAGCGUGGUGACGUCGUUAGGAGGUGACGCUCACCCACCGGACAUAUUUGCUAAGGGCAGAUAAAGAUGGCUGGCUGGGCUUGGUGUGCGGGGUAAAGUUGGAGGAGGCAACACAAUGGCGGGAAAGCUGAAGAGCAUGCUGGAUAACUUAGAUCAUUUUGUUGACAUGCUUGCAUUGUCUUCUACUGUCAAUGUAAAAGACUGGGAUGUCUUAAUUGUUCAACGAGCACUCGAGUGGGGAAGUUAUUUUCAGCAAGUUUACCAUCGCUUUAAGGAUAACGAGCCUAUCAGAAAUGUCAUUGAAGAACAUCUUGCGGCAAAGAAUGAAGAGCUCUGUGUUAACUUUAAAAAUUACAAAGACAUAACUUUUAGAGACCUUGCAAAGGGCAAGGCUAUUUUUUGCAUGACGCUUCUUCAUAACAGUGCAGUUGGUACUCUCAUCUUCAAGCAUUUGGUUGAGUGUCUUCAAGAUUCUGACUCCGAGAAGGUUGAUUCUCUUUCUUUAAAUCAAACCCUAUCUCAGAAAAUUGCUUCUGAGCUUUUCCUAUCACUCCCGUUUGCUUGUGAAAGAUCACUGAAGCCUUUGGAAGACCCUGUGUUGGUUACACAAGCAGACAUCCUUGGAAGCAGCCUCCAAAGAAGACUGAGGAAAUUGGAAGAUGACCAGAAAUCUUCUGCAGUGUCAGAUGUUCUAGGCAAGCUCCCCCAACCCCUUCUGUACCACCUGAUAGCAGCUGUGUUAUCUAAUGACACUGCAAGUGCUAACCAUCAGGACCAGUUGCAUGACUUAAUUCUAGAUUGGCUGCUGACAAAUGAUGCUGCAUGGACAGGAUUCUGUAGUAAUGUAAACCAAAACGUCUUGGCCAGAUUGAGUUCUAGGUUUUUUAAGUUUAGGCAGACCUAUCUAGAUUACCUAUUUAAACUGGGAUAUGGGAUGGAGCAAGACAUUACUUUGGGAAUGUGGGCUAGCAACACUCCUAAAUUGUCUUUCCAUGAGUUUAUUGAACAUUUUAGAUGCCUCUUAAGUGGACCUCAGGACCUUAAGGAAUGUGCGUUAACUAGAAUUCAGACAUUGAAACAACAAGAUGGGGACUACGAAGAAUCUGGAAUCAGUAUAUGGACUGAUAUAUUAAAUGAAUUAAACAAAUCCUAGCACUUUUAUAUAAUGCUCUUUAUGAUGUUACUAUCCUUUGUAAGUUAA